AUGAAUAUUAGCUUUGUGUUCUCAUGGCUUUUUCUGAUGAUAGCCAUCUACUCGAACAUAGAUGUUGUCUUUGCCCAAUGCCUUAGUGAUCAGCAAUCAAUGCUGCUCCAACUGAAGAAAAAUCUCGUAUUUGACGCCAUUGAAUCAAAGAAGUUAGUGCAAUGGAAUGAAACUAAUAAUAUUGAUUGCUGUUCUUGGGACGGUGUAACUUGUGACGAGGAAGGGCAUGUCACUGGUCUUAGUUUGGGCCAGGAAUCAAUCUCAGGAGGGAUAUUUGACAAUUCUAGCCUCCUUGAUCUGCAACAUCUUGAGACCCUUGAUUUCUCAUCUAACAACUUUGAGUCUACAAUACCAGCUAGUAUUGGUGACCUAUCAACUUUGAGUUAUCUGAACUUGUCUGAUGCUGGCUUCUUGGGGCAAAUACCACCAGAGUUAUCACAGCUGACUCAGUUGAUCAUUCUAGAUUUGUCAGAAAAUAUCUGGCUUGGCAAUUCACUCAUGCUUUGGGACCAAAAUUUGAGCAUAUUUGUACAAAACUUCUCAAAGCUUGAAGAAUCGUUCCUUGAUGGUGUGAAUAAAUCAGCAAGUGGGAGUGAAUGGUGCCAGGCCUUAUCAUCUUCAGUGCCGAAAUUGCGAGUAUUGAGCUUGAUACGUUGUGAUCUUUAUGGCCCUCUUGAUCAGGUGCUUGAGAAUUUUCAAUCUUUGUCAGUGAUUCGCCUCGAUCAUAACUAUUUAUUUGGUCCAGUCCCAGCAUUCUUUUCCAAUGUCCCAAAAUUGACUUCUCUGCAUCUUUUGGAUUGCCAUCUGAAUGGCACCUUUCCUUCAGAGAUUUUCCAAAUACAAACCAUUGACAUAUCAAAUAAUGAAUUGCUUCAGGGUUCUUUGCCAAAAAAUUUUAAAAAAAAUAAUGCUCUGCAGAAAUUGGUACUCACAUACACCAACAUUUUAGGUUUUUUACCAAUGUCCAUGGGUAGCCUUUCAAACUUGUCUAUAUUAGACCUUUCUAAUUGUGAAUUUAGUGGAGAGAUUCCUACUUCUAUGGAGAAACUUACCCAAAUGGUUUAUCUCCAUUUAUCAUUUAACAAGUUAACUGGUCAAGUCCCAUCUUUUAAAAUGUCCAAGAAUCUGACUGGAUUAUACCUAUCUCAUAAUAUGUUGACUAGUACAAUUUCAUCAUCUGACUUUGAAGGCCUCUCAAAUCUUGUGAAAUUUGACUUUAGCCGUAAUGUUCUCAAUGGGAGCAUCCCUCGAUCUCUAUUUCUACUUCCAACAUUGGAAGACAUAGAUCUGUCCAACAACCGAUUUGACGGUCAACUUCCUGAAUCUUUCAACAUGUCUUCCUCAGUAUUGCAAAGACUAGAUUUGAGUAGCAAUAACCUACAAGGGCCUAUUCCAUUGUCCAUAUUCAAACUCCCAAAACUCAAGUUUCUCUUUCUCUCCACCAACAAGUUCAAUGGUCCCAUACUGCUAGACAAAAUUCAGGGGCCUAGUAAUCCUACCACUAUUGAUCUCUCACACAAUGACGUGUUUUCCAUUGCGAGUGAUAAAGAUACUAAUUGGCCUUCCUUAUCCAAGCUUAAACUUUUACAAGUUUCUUCCUGCAAGCUGAUUUUUUUUCCUAAUCUAUAG
Messenger RNA from Humulus lupulus (European hop), 1629 nucleotides. RefSeq names its product receptor-like protein 37. The coding region runs from base 1 to 1629 and encodes 542 amino acids. NCBI's taxonomy places the organism in Eukaryota, Viridiplantae, Streptophyta, Magnoliopsida, Rosales, Cannabaceae. The transcript has a single exon. Gene Ontology annotation, molecular function: protein binding. The record is from RefSeq and is a predicted model, not a curated record.